Molecule: messenger RNA, 939 nt
Organism: Malassezia globosa CBS 7966
Lineage: Eukaryota; Fungi; Basidiomycota; Malasseziomycetes; Malasseziales; Malasseziaceae
Exons: 1
Coding region: 1-939 (312 amino acids)
Biological process (GO): Ras protein signal transduction; protein ubiquitination
Cellular component (GO): cytoplasm
Molecular function (GO): ubiquitin protein ligase activity; nucleic acid binding
Source: RefSeq, a predicted model, not a curated record
AUGAAUGGUCGUCAGCCCAACGAGAGAAGUUCUAUCUAUUCUCGUUUUGAGCAAGUCAGCACGUUUGAAGUACCAUCGAAGGCGUCGCCACAAACGGCGCAAGACGGGGUUGUUCAUGUGCCAUUCGGAAUAGUGCACCUGUUCCGUAUGCUUGAUGAUCCAGCGAAAAGCGACACAGACAAAUCUCUUUGUGCACUAGCCGAAGGUGAUGAACAAGACGUUGGAGAUGAUCAUCUUGGGACUGUACUUGCGAUGUUGAAUAUUCCUGCAUCAGUAACAGUAUCAAAUAUUCUGGAAUUUUUUGAAACUGCUCUUGAGGCGAUCGAGCAGGUGCGUGUAAUUGAGCAUGAACAACACGGCUACCUUAUGCUUCUGCUUAAAUUCCGUGACGCGCUUGAUGCUGAACAAUUCUUCAAAAUGUACAAUGGUCUCCCAUUCGAUGGGAUGCAAGCUGAGGAGACUUGUGAACUCGUGUAUGUAACAGGAUUUACGGCAUCAGGCAGCACGACGCCACCUGUGCCAUACCCUAUGUCAUCAAAUCUUGAGCCGUGGCCAAUCAUCCACGCAUCGAGCAAUGAACCAGAUGCGUCUUUGCGUGCCUUGCGUCCAUAUCGGUCUGGUUCUGGUCUGCGUGAAAAUGCUUUUGAGCUACCUACAUGUCCAGUUUGCCUAGAUCGUCUUGAUGCACGUCUCUCUGGCAUCAUUACCGUGAUGUGCCAGCAUACGUUCCAUUGCACAUGUCUACAGCGCUGGUCGGACAGUCGGUGUCCUGUAUGUCGUCAUUCUUAUGUACGUCAUUUUAGGGGGACAGAAUCUGCAUCACAAAGAGGUGAUGCUUUCUCUACUGUCUUUUCAAACUGCAGCGCAUGUGGCAAUCAAACGAAUCUGUGGAUGUGGUACGUAUAUAUGUCUUCCCCUCCCCUCAGUCUGACCCUUUAG